Molecule: messenger RNA, 303 nt
Organism: Striga hermonthica
Lineage: Eukaryota; Viridiplantae; Streptophyta; Magnoliopsida; Lamiales; Orobanchaceae
Source: the annotation of a GenBank genome assembly
AUGGCCGCCGAGGGUAGCAUUCCUUCGAUUCCUUUGUCUACAAUGAUCCAUAUGGUAAAUAUCAAACUCACUUCCGCAAAUUACCUUUUGUGGCAUGCCCAGAUCGAACCCCUUCUCAUCACCCAGGGUUUUCUUCUGCAUCUGGAUGGCUCAUCCCCAUGCCCAUCGCGCGAGAUCACAACACCGGCAGGUACAAAAAGUACCAAUCCCGAGUUCGCCGCUUGGUAUUCCCGGGAUCAACUGAUCCGGCUAUUCCUUGUUUCCACUCUUACGGAGGAGUCCAUGGCCGUUGUCAUUGGCUGA